AUGAAACCUUGUGCAGACAACCGUCGGGGUGCCAGAGAAAGUUGCAUCAAACCAGGUGACACCGUCCUUUUGAAACAGCCGAAGGAAAACAAAUUCAGUGCUCCAUACAACCCUAAACCUUUUGUCGUAGAAAAGAAAAAGGGAACAAUGGUCACUGCCAAGAACGAUUCAAAGGUUGUCACACGAAACUCCUCGCAAUUCAAGGUGAUUUCAACCAAGUCAGCCAAACACGAUGACAAGCAAGUUGAACCAAAGGUUCCAAGACCAUCAAACGCCCAAGAACAAAAAACACUUCAACAAAGACCGAAACGAAACGUAGGACAGCCAGCAAGGUUCGCGGACUAUGUAAACUAUGAACCAAUGUGA
Molecule: messenger RNA, 366 nt
Organism: Paramuricea clavata
Lineage: Eukaryota; Metazoa; Cnidaria; Anthozoa; Malacalcyonacea; Plexauridae
Source: the annotation of a GenBank genome assembly